Messenger RNA from Drepanopeziza brunnea f. sp. 'multigermtubi' MB_m1, 1803 nucleotides. RefSeq lists its product as uncharacterized. NCBI's taxonomy places the organism in Eukaryota, Fungi, Ascomycota, Leotiomycetes, Helotiales, Drepanopezizaceae. Gene Ontology annotation, biological process: regulation of transcription by RNA polymerase II. The record is from RefSeq and is a predicted model, not a curated record.
AUGGGUGGCGGUCCGGAACUCCCGCCCGUCGCGGGCCUGUCUGGAGCAGCAGCCGAUUCGCAAGACAAGGGUGGUGACAAGAAUCUCCGAGGCAUCGUGGAUAUGGGCAGCAAUGGCAUCAGAUUCUCGGUAUCGAGUCUCGCACCGCCAACGUCCCGGAUACUGCCGACCCUGGUCUCGUACCGCUUGGACAUCAGCCUGUACUCGGCCCAGUACGACGACGAGACGGGCGAACGCGUCCCCAUCCCGGACGACAUUAUCGCGCAGAUAAUUGCCGCCUUGAUGCGUUUCAAGGUCAUCUGUAGAGAUCUCAAGGUUCCCGAGAACCGCAUCCGGAUCGUUGCCACGGAAGCAACACGGACGGCAGUCAAUGCCGUUGAGUACUGUAAAGCGAUCAAGAAGGCUACCGGCUUGAAAGUGGAGAUGUUGGGCAAGGAGGAGGAAGGUUACGUCGGUGCGUUGGGAGUUGCAAGCGGCUUUUCGACCGUGUCCGGUAUCGUGAUGGAUCUUGGCGGGGGCAGCACCCAGAUUACGUGGAUGCGGUCGAUUGAUGGGAAGGUAGAAGUCAGUCCGAGGGGCUCUGUCAGCUUCCCGUAUGGAGCUGCUGCCCUGACAAGACAGCUGGAAGCUCUCCGCAAAGGCAAAAGCAAAGAAGACGGUGACGCAGCCGUGGCGAGACUGCGCGAGGAAAUGGAGGCCAACUUCAGACAAGCCUACGAUGAUUUGAAGAUACCAGCAGACAUGGUGGAAAAAGCCCAGAGCGAAGGUGGAUUCCCGCUCUAUCUCUCUGGGGGAGGCUUCAGGGGCUGGGGCUACCUUCUGCUCUACAUGGGACAGAUUCAUGGCCGCCACUACCCAAUCUCGAUGAUCAACGGGUUCAGGGCAAGCAAGCAGAAAUUUCAAGACAUCGAGACGUUGAAGAAAGUUGCACGAGAGUCAAAAAAGAUCUUCCGGGUUUCCGACCGACGCAGAGCCCAAGUGCCCGCCGUUGCAUUCCUGGUGAAUGUGCUCACCAGAUCCCUACCCCACGGCAUCAAAGAGGCCCAUUUCUGCCAAGGUGGCGUUCGAGAAGGUCUGUUGUUCAGAGAGCUGCCGCAGGACAUCAGAGACGACGAUCCCCUCGAGGUAGCGACAGAGAACUACGGUCGCAAAGCCGCCGAUACCUUGAGUAAUCUCUUGAUCAACUCGAUUCCGGACUCUUGCAAGAAAGGCGGCCGGUCCUUCCCCGAGUCUAUUAGCAAGCACGUGGUGCACUCGCUUGCCAACGUUCUCUACGUCCACGCGCCCAUGGCGAAGGAGAUUGCAUCCACAGCAGCUCUGUACUGCACCAGCUCAGGCUUCAUGGCCUCGACGCACGGAGUAUCCCACUCGGACCGUGCGCUGCUGGGGCUGAUGCUGGAAGAGAGAUACGAGGGAGAGCUACCUCCUCGUGAAGCAGACUUCAAGCUCAGUCUCCAGUCGAUCCUCACGCCCGAGGAGGUCUGGUGGACGAGAUAUCUAGGUGCUGUGGGGCUCAUGAUCAGCAAAAUCUACCCCGGCGGUAACUUCGACGGAGACGCGCCUCGCCUCAAGAUCCGUUCGGAGUGGGCAAGUGGCUUCGGGAAGAACAAUGACAAGGAGGGCCUGAGACUGAUUCUCUCGAUCAAGAAGAUCAAGAAAGACCCGUUGAUGUUGAAAGAGGCUCUGUCUGACCAUGUUUCGUAUAUCCAGAAGGUUGGGAAGAGCAAGAAUUGGAUUGGAGGCAGAGAUGGAUGGGGCAUGUCGAUUGAUAUCAAGAUCAAGGAAGUGGAGAAAAUGGACUAG